UGAUAUCAAGAAGCAGCCAGUCUGUGAACAAAUAUCUUUCAAGAUUUACAUUGAAGUUUUGUAUCACAUGCGUUUUAUUCAAACAUCCUGUCCGCCGCAGCUGUAACACAGAGAUGGAUAUUUCGAAGGUGUUUGUUGCAUUAUUCCUAGCUUUAGGAUUAACAAUGGUAUUAGGCAAUUGUCCACCACUGCAGAUACUAAGAUAUACAAUACGCAGCUUGGAAAGUGGGACUGAGAUCGGGUCGAUAGCCAAUACCACUUUAGAUCAGGAUCCGGCGAGGAGAUAUUGGGUACCUAGUCGCGAAGGUACAGACGGACUGUACUUUACAUUCGACAGAGAAACCAAGCUGUUUUCGGUGGCAAAAACGUUACCAGAAAAGAGAUUAUAUACGUUUAACCUUGGGUUUUGGGAUGGUUUGAAGAAUACGGAUACCUAUCAUAUCGUGUAUGUCACUGUUAAUUAACUUUGAAAUGCUGCUGACAAUAACAAAACAUAUAUACAAAUCCUA
Mercenaria mercenaria is the source of this 509-nucleotide messenger RNA. RefSeq lists its product as uncharacterized. The record is from RefSeq and is a predicted model, not a curated record. NCBI's taxonomy places the organism in Eukaryota, Metazoa, Mollusca, Bivalvia, Venerida, Veneridae. The coding region runs from base 114 to 464 and encodes 116 amino acids. The transcript is spliced from 3 exons.